CCGCUCACAACCACCCACACGGACCGAUUCCUUACUCUUCUCUCUCUGAUUGUCAAUAAUCAAAAGCUCUUUUGCUUGUCAAAUGUUCUCUUCUUUCUUUUUCUUUAUAUUUAUAUCUUUUCUUCAGUCAAUUUCUUGUGCAAACUAAUACGGAGAAGAAGAGGGAACGAGCAAAAAAAACCCUACCCAGAAUAAGACUGCGAAGCUGACCAAUUCAAGCACAAAGUUGGAUCGAUUGUGAAUUCAGAGAAGUGGGUUUUGUUUGAACUUUGAAUUGGAAUUGGAUGCAAGAGGUGGAUGGUGGGAAUUUAAUUUAGCUCGUUUGAAGAUUUUUUUUCUUUUUCAUUUUGAUGGAUAGGUUAUGCUGUUUUAAUGCUUCCCACUCUCAGCCUGCAGGACGAUCAUCAUCAAACUCUGGACAGGGAAAAAACCAUGAGGGGUUAAUCAAGUAUGGUUUCAGCCUAGUAAAGGGGAAAGCUAAUCAUCCAAUGGAGGACUAUCAUGUUGCUAAGUUUAUUGACAUACAAGGACAUGAGUUGGGGUUAUUUGCUAUUUAUGAUGGUCAUUUGGGAGAUGCUGUGCCUGCCUACCUACAGAAGCAUUUGUUUUCCAAUAUACUGAAGGAGGGAAACUUUUGGGUUGAGCCCAAUAGAGCUAUUGCAAAAGCAUAUGAGAGGACAGACGAAGCAAUUCUUUCUCAAAGUGCUGAUUUGGGGCGGGGUGGGUCUACUGCUGUUACUGCAAUUUUAAUAAAUGGCCAAAGAUUAUGGGUAGCCAAUGUCGGAGAUUCACGUGCGGUUCUUUCAAGAGGUGGCCAGGCACUUCAAAUGACCGUAGACCAUGAGCCCAACACGGAAAGAGGCAUCAUUGAGAACAAAGGCGGCUUUGUCUCAAACUUGCCAGGUGAUGUGCCUAGAGUUAAUGGGCAGCUGGCAGUUUCUCGUGCAUUUGGAGACAAAAGCCUUAAGACUCAUUUGCGAUCUGAUCCCGACAUACAAGAUAUUGACAUUGAUAACAGCGUGGAGCUCCUAAUCCUUGCGAGUGAUGGCCUGUGGAAGGUGAUGGCUAACCAAGAAGCUGUCGACAUUGCUAGAAAGGUCAAAGACCCACAGAAAGCAGCAAAGAAAUUAAUAGUAGAGGCUGUGAAAAGAGAGAGUGCAGAUGAUAUAUCCUGUGUCGUCGUUAGAUUUAGGGGUUGAGACCUCCUUAAACAUCAUCGCUAUCCAGGUGCAAUAUAUACCUAAAUAAGCGUUUCUUUACACAAGAUUCCAAUUUCUGGAUUAGACGGACAACAAAGCAGAUACCUGGUCGAUGUAAUCCCCGGAGUUCUGAAGUAUGGAAUUUGCAUAUAAGGGAAACGAAAAAUAUAGACGGGUUACUCCUUUGUAGAUUGAUUUUUAUUGAUUAGGUUCUGGUGCUUGAUAUUGUUUAAUAUCUUUGACAAGUGGUUUUAGAAAUCUGAUCUGAUGUAUAUUGUCUUCCAGUUUGCACAGAAGACCAGGUAUGUGUAGGUGACAAAUGUGGCUUUGAUUGUGUAUGGAGGAUUUCCUUAUUUUUUCAGUGUGGUUCGAUGCCAAGACUGACCUUCAUCAA
Molecule: messenger RNA, 1593 nt
Organism: Tripterygium wilfordii
Lineage: Eukaryota; Viridiplantae; Streptophyta; Magnoliopsida; Celastrales; Celastraceae
Product: probable protein phosphatase 2C 9
Exons: 6
Coding region: 351-1199 (282 amino acids)
Biological process (GO): protein dephosphorylation
Cellular component (GO): cytosol; nucleus
Molecular function (GO): protein serine/threonine phosphatase activity
Source: RefSeq, a predicted model, not a curated record